AUGGGGAGAAGGCCUUGUUGUGACAAAACUGGAUUGAGAAAAGGUACAUGGACUCCUGAAGAAGACAACAAGUUAAUUGCUUAUGUAACUAGAUAUGGCUCUUGGAAUUGGCGACAACUACCUAAAUUUGCAGGUCUUGAAAGGUGUGGGAAGAGUUGUAGACUAAGGUGGUUGAACUAUCUAAGACCAGAUGUCAAAAGAGGAAACUUUACACAACAAGAAGAAGAUACUAUCAUCAAACUUCAUCAAAAACUUGGUAAUAGAUGGAUUGUGAUUGCUGCAAAUUUACCGGGAAGAACAGAUAAUGAGAUAAAGAAUCAUUGGCACACCAACUUGAAAAAGCGUUUAAUAAAGAAUAAUAAUUCAGACGCUAAUGAUGGAACAGGAAACUCCAAAGACACAAAUUCAGAUAACCCUGCAAUGGAACAAGACAACACACUUGAAGGAGUGUUGGAGAAAAAUAGUGGCCCCAAUAUUACAAGUCCAUUGUCUUCAAUCCCAUCUUCAAGUGGAACAAUGGAUACUCCAACAACCACAGAAAUAUCAUAUGAAAAUUAUGUUCUUGACGAGCUUCCUUUAAUGGAUGCAUACAUGGAUGUUUUGAAUGAUAAUUUCUGGACAGAACCAUAUAUCAUGGACGGUUCAUAUGUCCCUCCAAAUGAAGAAACUACAUUAUUACCUAUCUGGUGUGAAGAUGAAUACUUCAGUGCUAUGUACGAUGAACAACUUUGGAGCCAUCAACAAUAA
Vicia faba (fava bean) is the source of this 747-nucleotide messenger RNA. NCBI's taxonomy places the organism in Eukaryota, Viridiplantae, Streptophyta, Magnoliopsida, Fabales, Fabaceae. The record is from the annotation of a GenBank genome assembly.